CCCAACCGUAGCGAUGGCCUUUUCCAUUUUACAGAUCAAAAGCGAUAAUGUUUGUUUAAAUGUUGCUAACGCCUGAUCGCAACAUUAGUGAGUGUUUUGUGUUUGUCGAUUGAUCUAUAAACAAUUGCAAACUGUUAAAAUGAGGAUAUUAAGUACCGCAGCCCCAAUCGCGCUAAUCGAUCCGUCCGAGUUGCUCCGACCGGAGCCGUCGUUCGCAGACAAGUCCCUAUCAAAAUUUCGAGAUUAUUCUAUUAAUGAAGAUGAUCCGAUUAAGGAGAGGGUGCGAAAAACGUACGAGGAGAUGCACACCUUUCAAACCGUUGAAUUUGUGAAAAAUCAACACAAAAAAUGGCGGCGCUUCGACCACUUCAAAGCGCCGAUACGAGACGCCUUGGAAAAAUUAAACGAUCUCGUCGACGAAAGCGACCCCGACGUCGACGUACCGAACAUUGUUCACGCAUUUCAAACGGCGGAACGUAUAAGGGAGGAUUAUCCCGAUAUGGAUUGGUUUCAUCUUACCGGCCUUAUUCACGACUUGGGAAAGGUGAUGGCUUUCUAUGACGAACCCCAGUGGGCCGUUGUAGGUGACACCUUCGUCGUCGGUUGCGAGUGGAGCGAAGACAUCGUGUACCGUGACCACUCGUUUGCCAAAAACGUAGACGGGAGUAAUCCAAAGUACAACACCAAAUAUGGCAUAUACGAGGCCAACUGCGGUAUCGACAACGCGCUCAUGUCCUGGGGACACGACGAGUACCUGUACUGGGUGUUGAAGCACAACAACGCCGCUCUACCCCAAGAGGCACUGGCCAUGAUACGCUACCACAGCUUCUACCCGUGGCAUAGCAGUAACAAUUACUCGCACCUGGAAAACCAGCACGACAGGGACAUGAAGAAAUGGGUACAGCUGUUCAACACCUACGACUUAUACACGAAGAGUUCCAAGGUACCCGACAUCGAGAAAUUGUGGCCUUACUACGAAAGCCUGAUCGAAAAAUAUAUUCCGGGUAUUGUAGAAUGGUAGAGGCGCCAGAUCGGAUUGUAGGUUAAGAGUAGCAAUAGGAUCUUAUAAGUUGUUGAAGAUGUUCUUUUGUUUGUUUAAUAAAAUUGAUAAAUAAGGCACG
Photinus pyralis (common eastern firefly) is the source of this 1121-nucleotide messenger RNA. RefSeq names its product inositol oxygenase. Gene Ontology annotation, cellular component: cytoplasm. Gene Ontology annotation, biological process: inositol catabolic process. Bases 140 to 1021 code for a protein of 293 amino acids. NCBI's taxonomy places the organism in Eukaryota, Metazoa, Arthropoda, Insecta, Coleoptera, Lampyridae. Gene Ontology annotation, molecular function: inositol oxygenase activity; iron ion binding. The transcript is spliced from 5 exons. The record is from RefSeq and is a predicted model, not a curated record.